AUGGUGCCUGCGAUGAUGGUGCCGCGGACGGCGCUGCUCCUUUGCUGCUGCCUCCUGGCGUUCCCGCCACCUGGUCCGCUAGCCGUUGAAGCUUUUGUAGGCGGUUACGGGAUAAACUAUGGGAGAAUAGCAAACAACAUCCCUUCCCCUGAUAAAGUGGUGGAGCUCCUGAGGAGAGCAAAGAUAAGGAAUGUUAAGAUAUACGACGCGGACCACAGUGUUCUCGAUGCGUUCAAAGGAUCUGGGAUCAACCUGGUCAUUGCAAUCCCCAAUGGGCUAGUCAAAGAUAUGGCCGCAAACACAAGCCGUUCGAUGGACUGGCUAAAUCAAAAUGUGCAACCUUAUCUCCCUGAGACACGCAUCGUUGGGAUCACUGUGGGAAAUGAGGUGCUGGGAGGCCAGGAUCAAAGCUUGUAUCAGCCACUUGUUGAUGCUGUGAAGAACGUGUAUGAUGGACUCAAGAGGCUCCACUUGGAGAGUAAAAUUGAGCUUUUCACACCUCAUUCGGAAGCUGUUUUUGCUACUUCUUAUCCACCCUCUGCAUGUGUGUUCAAGGAAGAGCUCAUGGCAUACAUGAAACCUCUCCUCGACUUCUUUGCAAUGAUUGGCUCACCUUUCUAUGUCAACGCAUACCCCUUUUUGGCUUACAUAAGUGAUCCAGAACAUAUUGAUAUCAAUUAUGCUCUCUUUAAACCCAACAAGGGAAUAGUGGACCCGAAUACUAGCCUGCACUAUGACAACAUGUUUGAUGCUCAGAUAGAUGCAGCUUACGCUGCUCUACAUGCUGCUGGUUAUGAUGACAUGGAGGUUCGAGUGGCAGAGACUGGCUGGGCUUCUAGCGGGGAUCAAAAUGAAGCAGGAGCUUCAUCUGAGAAUGCAAGGACAUAUAAUUUCAAUCUUCGUAAACGGCUAUUUCUGAGGACAGGAACUCCUUUGAAGCCAAAGAGACCAGUCAAAGCAUAUAUAUUUGCCUUGUUUAAUGAGAAUCAGAAGCCUGGAGCUGGCUCUGAGAGGCAUUAUGGGCUGUUCCUUCCUGAUGGAAGGAUUUCAUAUGACAUCGGUGUCUCAGGUCUACUACCUUCUUCUGCAUCCUCAUCAGUGCUGUCCAUUAAGAUGACUGUUGACUUGGAUUGA
This is a messenger RNA of Miscanthus lutarioriparius, 1134 nucleotides long. Lineage: Eukaryota; Viridiplantae; Streptophyta; Magnoliopsida; Poales; Poaceae. The record is from the annotation of a GenBank genome assembly.